Caenorhabditis sp. 36 PRJEB53466 is the source of this 2747-nucleotide messenger RNA. NCBI's taxonomy places the organism in Eukaryota, Metazoa, Nematoda, Chromadorea, Rhabditida, Rhabditidae. The record is from the annotation of a GenBank genome assembly.
AUGACAGGUAAGAAAGGAUUUAAAGACGCGUACCUAAACAUAGGAACAUUUUUGCAGGGUUCUCUAUAGUGAUUGUCUAUCUCCUGGCAGUUUAUACUAAUGGAGUACAAGCACAAGGUGAGCCUUGGUAUGCAAACGCGCUCCGCUGCACUCACGACUUUGCAACUCCCAGUUUAGUGGGAAAAACCUAACAUUUUAAAUGUAAUUUCAAGAAAAAUGCAUUUAGAAAAGUGCUGCGUGCAGCGGAGCAUGUUUGCUUAGCCGAACGGGUUAGAAAUACAGGCAAAAACGUAGAAAUGCCUCUGAAAUCGCAUAAAUUCGUGUCGAGACCCGAUCGCAAUUUUUUAGCUCCGCCCAUUGCUCAACUCCUCAACGACACUCGUUUGUUGUCUCGAGUUAUCGAUGUAAUCUGGCUGGGACAAGAACUAUCCACAAAAGAAUCGGAAAUCAUUGGCCAACUGAUGGAAGUCGGCGAAGGAUUGACACUGGAUGGGCUCGUCGACGACUUGCAAUCGGAAUUGGGCGAUAUCCCAAUCCGAUCGGCGGACAAUUUCUCCUGUCGUCCCUUAGUGUGUCCGGAUUUCAUUCAUACUCCUUUCAUCGAAAGCGUCAAAGUUUUCGGCGAGAAAUUUACGGAACUCAAUGAAGAACUGGGUGGUCGCGUGUUGCAAGAGUUCAAACGCUUCCUGGACCUGGUCAUUCAUUCCCAAAAGUAUCCAAGCCUCAUCGAGACGCUCAUCGAUUCGAUUGGUCAGAUCCCGAAUUUUCAACGACCACAAAAUUUGAAGACUUUUAUAAAUUCGAUGAGAGACGGACUGAGCGUCGCGACGACCUUUGAGAAAAGCUUUAAAUCGGCGAAUUCGACGCUUCUGGACGCUCAGGACGAUCUUUUGGCUCAAGUUUCGAAGGUCAGGGGCCUUAUAGACAACUUUCCGAACCAAUACGUAUUUAAAAAAGUGCGAGAAGAAGCGCCGAAUGUUGAGAUUCUAUUGACGCGUUUCCAAGAGUUGUGGGGCCUGAGAACCCUCAAAAAACUUCAAAAGUUCACAGAGGACCUCGAAAAACUUCCCGCAAAACCCGGACAUCUCCAUCUGUUUCUCAAGGACUUUGAGGAGAACGAUCUGCAAAAAAUCAAUAAAAUGGUGUCAAAUCGAAAAGGCGCCGAAAAACUUGCCACCCUACUAGAGCCGAUUCUCACUUUCCACGCGGAUUUUGAGAAAGUGCUCGACGCCUGGACAAAAAUUGGUAUUUCGUACAAUAUGGUAUGUGGCGGGGAAUCUUCGCGAAUUCUUGAGAAUCUUAUGGAAGUUUCGAAAUAUUUGAAAUGCACAAAAGACCUCAACUUGGACCCUAGGGUUUCGCCGACAUAUUGGACGAGUUUGGAGACGAAAUUCGGGACGUUCGACGUGGAAUUUAAAAACUUUAUGACAGCAAUUCAAGGCACUGAUGAUGGCUUUUCCGAUGAGCUCAUCUCAAAGUUUCAAGCUCAAUUUUCGCUUAAAAAUAAUAGCGUAAUCUUGGAAAACCUCAAAAUGUUCCCAAAUUUGACCGAGGUCCAAUCAAGGCUUACACAGCGAAAAGACGAUAUUCAAAAAGUGAUGAAUCAAGGGAAAACGUACUGGAGUUCGCUCUUGCCGGACUUUGAAUACGCGUACAAAGCGGUGCUCGAUUGGAAAGAAGCAACUGGCGCCAACAAGGCUUUAAAGUGUGUUGAGCCGAAAAAAGCGGAAGACGCGAUAAGUGGGUUCAUGAAUUUGACAUCAUCUCUCUAUCAAGUUCGUGCAAAUCUCGGGAGUGGCAAUUUGGACGAACUUAAAAAGCGAGUCAAAUCUAUCGGAGAAGGUCCCGUGGAAGCGUACAAGCUUUUCCGAGCCGCCCGAAAAUUUCAAAAAGUGCCGGACCGCCGAAUUCCAGUGCUUGAGAAUGUUGAGCGCAUCUCCGCAGAGCUUCAUUCGGCUGUCGAAUCGAUGGAAAUCAUUUGGAACUCGUGGUGUCGACGCGAAGAGCUCAAAGCACUUCUGCAGUCGAACGGGAAGCAAAGAAAUGAAAUCGCAACGUUUCUCGGCGAACUUUUGCGGGCUUUUGAUGAGAUUGACGGGAGCUCGAGCGAAAGAGUGAAUUUCUGGACACGAAUUUCGAAACUUCAGCGUUUUCCGGCCGUCAAAUUUAACGAAGUCGACGUGGAGCUAUGUUUCGCGAAUGGGACCGCUCAAGAAGAACUGCUGAUGAGUCUCGUGAAGAUCGAUUUGCGAUUUGCCGCCCGGUUCGAUGCGAUCGAGGCGUAUUUCAUGGAGUUGUGCGGCGAAAAACCGCCGAUGGUGCUCUGGGUGAGUGUAAAUUUACAUUUGUUUCUGAAAAAAUAGCAUAAAACCCGGAAAAUUUCGCGUGAUUUUUCAUGAAAUGUGUGACACAACUGCUCGAAUGCACAGAAUUGCUUACCGUAUCAUGAGAAGGGUAAAAAAUUUGCCGGCGAAACGUUCACAAAGUUACGACAAGAAGUUGAUGAUUUUCGCGAAAAAUCACAUUUUAUUCAGAAAACGCCGAUGGCGAAAGAAAACCUUGACCUGGUUUACCAAUGCCUCGGCCUGCUCUUCCUCGGCUCUCUUCUGUUCGUUGCGACCCGAGAAUUGUAUUGGGAAUUUAUCGGAAUCGGAUUUUGUGGCAGUUUUCAAGAGCAGGAAUUGAAUGAGGAAGGCGAUAAUCUCGAUUGGAUGGACGAGUCUGACGAGGAAUUUUCGGAACACUGA